GUGCCCCCCCAAAAAAAAAAAAAAAGAAGAAGCAGAAAAAGAACAAUGAACAUGCAACUUCUAUGUACAGGGGCGAAGACCCAUGCCAAUAAGUGCCUUUUUUUUUUUUUUUUUGGGGAAUAAGUUUUAUAUAAUAUUCAUUCAAAAUACAGCUACUGCAACUUUUUAUCUGUUUUUUUAUAAAAAAAUAUUCCAAAUGGGAACCUCUAAUUUCUUCACCAUUUUGUAUGCUUCGGUGAUCUCUCUCCCGACCUUGUUCUUACUCUGUAGUGCAGCAGACAACAUAACUCCAACACAGUCCCUCACCGACGGCAUGACUUUAGUUUCUUCAGACCGAAGCUUUGAGCUUGGCUUCUUCUCCCCUGGCAGCUCCAAGAACAGGUACUUAGGAAUAUGGUACAAGAUUACCCCUGAUGUCGUUGUCUGGGUUGCAAACAGAAAUAACCCACUUCAUGAUUCAAAUGGCUCAUUGAUCAUUACCAGCCAUGGAAGUCUACGUCUUCUCAAUCGAACCAGGGGCAUCAUUUGGUCUUCAAAUACAUCAUCAAUGGAAACAGGAAACAACCCAGUUGCUCAGCUUUUGGAGUCAGGGAAUUUUGUAGUUGGAAACAGAGAUAGCCUCAGCUCCAAAAUAUAUGCAUGGCAGAGCUUCGAUUAUCCAUCAGACAAUUUUUUAGCACACAUGAAGGUCGGAUGGGAUUUCAAAAGUGGUCUGGAACGACAUAUAACAGCAUGGAAAAGCGCUGAUGAUCCGUCAAUUGGCGACUCCACUUACCGGUUGAACAUCACUGGGAUGCCACAAAUUAUAACUGCCGCGGGUUCAACCAGAAAGACUCGGUCUGGUCUAUGGGAUGGAGUUGAAUUUCGCGGUAUUGUUGUGGUGACUAACCCUGUUUUUGAAGCAGCUUUUGUAUCAAAUGAGAACGAGUCAUAUGUUGGUUUCAAGCAAAAAGUUAACGCAGCCAUUACACGCCUAAAAUUGAAUCCUUCUGGUUCGUAUGAACUUCUUGUAUUGGAAAAUGGAAGCAAGAAAUGGGAUAUCAUGUACACACAACCAUAUGAACCAUGUGACAGUUAUGGAUACUGUGGUCCAAAUGGUAUUUGCAAAAUUAAUAGAAGUCCCAUAUGCGAGUGCUUGGAAGGGUUCGUGCCGAGGUCUCAGAAUGAGUGGGAAGUUCUGAAUUGGUCUAAUGGAUGCACGAGGAAGAUGCCUUUAGAUUGCCGGAGGGGUGAAGGGUUUAUAAAGCUCGUGGGGGUGAAAUUGCCUGACCUGUUGGAGUUUUGGUUGAACAAGAGCAUGAGCCUCCAUGAGUGCAAAGAGAUGUGCUUGAAGAACUGUUCUUGUACAGCUUAUGCUAAUUCUGAUAUCAGAGAUGGAGGCAGUGGCUGCUUGUUGUGGUUUGGUGACCUUGUUGAUGUUCGUGAGUUGAGAGUACAACUUCGUAAGCAGGAUGUAUAUAUACGGCUGUCUGCUUCCGCAAUGAAAUCUAUUCAAGAUGAAAACAUAAAGAAAAGACUAAAGACCAUUAUUCCGGUUUCAAUUCUGGCUGUUUGCAUCUUUUCCCUCGUUGUCUGCUGCAUAAUUUGGAAAGCAAGAAACAAGAAAAGAGGCUUGGGAUACAAGAAAGUAGAUAUAAAAUUACCAUUAUUUGAUUUGGCUACAAUUUCUUCUGCUACAAAAAAUUUCUCUCCUGAACAUAUGAUUGGAUCUGGAGGCUUUGGGUCUGUUUUCAAGGGGAACCUCUCAACAGGACAAGAAAUAGCUGUCAAGAGACUUUCCAAGUAUUCUGUUCAGGGUCUCAAAGAGUUUAAGAAUGAAGUAGACUUAAUCGCAAAGCUUCAACAUAGGAAUCUCGUUGCACUUCUAGGUUGUUGCAUUCAAAGAGACGAACUGAUGUUAAUCUAUGAGUAUAUGCCGAACAAAAGCUUGGAUCAUUUCAUCUUUGAUAAUAAAAGAAGUACUAUCUUGUGUUGGAAACAGCAGUUUGAUAUCAUUAUGGGGAUUGCAAGAGGUCUUCUCUACCUACAUCGUGAUUCUAAACUUCAAAUUAUUCAUAGAGAUCUUAAGGCUGCUAAUAUUUUACUGGAUAACAACUUGAAUCCUAAGAUCUCUGAUUUUGGCUUAGCAAGGAUGUUUAGCGGUGAUGAAAAAGAAACCCGAACAAGGAGAAUCAUUGGAACAUAUGGAUAUAUGUCUCCAGAGUAUGCAAUUGAUGGAAAAUUCUCUGUAAAAUCGGAUGUGUUUAGCUUUGGUGUGCUUUUGCUAGAGAUUGUGAGUGGGAAAAAGAAUAGAAGGUUCAACCAUCCUGAUCACCACCACAACCUUUUGGGACAUGCAUGGUUGCUUUGGAAUGAAGGGAGAGCCUUGGAUCUAAUGGAUGCAAGCUUAAAUGAUUCAAGUGUUGAAUGUCAACUGGUGAGAUGCAUUCAAGUGGGUUUGUUAUGUGUGCAAAAAUUUCCUCAAGACAGACCAACAAUGUCUUCUGUGAUUUUCAUGUUGGAAAAUGAAGGAACAAUAUUGCCUCAACCUCAGCAACCUGGUUUCUUCACGGAAAGGAGUUCAAACGAUGACAGCUCAAUAUCAAGAAACAAAGAAUCCGGUUCCCAAAAUGUAAUGACUAUGACAAAGCUGGAUGGUAGAUAGAGAAUUUUAAUCAUUAACCAUUAAAUUUGCUUCAAUUAACUCAUAUACUUUUGUUAUGUUUUUGUUUUAUUUAGGUGGACAUUUAUCUUAUAUUUUGGAUGUAUAAUUAAGGGUUCUGCUUCCAAACACAUUAAGGAUACCUAAGUAUGCCCCUAACAACUUUUUGACUUAUUUAUACUUAGACAAA
Ziziphus jujuba (common jujube) is the source of this 2831-nucleotide messenger RNA. RefSeq names its product G-type lectin S-receptor-like serine/threonine-protein kinase At4g27290. The record is from RefSeq and is a predicted model, not a curated record. Bases 83 to 2644 code for a protein of 853 amino acids. The transcript has 7 exons. Gene Ontology annotation, molecular function: protein serine/threonine kinase activity; ATP binding. Gene Ontology annotation, biological process: recognition of pollen; protein phosphorylation. NCBI's taxonomy places the organism in Eukaryota, Viridiplantae, Streptophyta, Magnoliopsida, Rosales, Rhamnaceae.